GCGCGCAUUUCCACUCUCACAGUCACAGCGUAACACAAACAUACUAUCGUUACGUUAAUUAGUUCGCUCCACGCUUUGGUCACUUCCCUUUCAUGGCCACGUCAUCGCUCGCCGGCGCUGCCUCCAACUUCGCCGUUCUCCGCCGCACCGAGACGCGCUCGUUCUCGUCUUCCUCGCCCGGUGGCUCUGUCAAACUCUUCAGGUCGGCCAGCACGUGCCGUGCCGCACGUGUCUCGGCCCUGACACGUGCUUCCUCGCGUGAGGUGGCGGUGGUUGGCGGUGGAGCGGCUGAGAAGGCGAAGGAGAAGGGGAGGGUGUUGAAGGUGGGUCUCAUAUGUGGCGGUCCUUCCGCUGAGCGCGGGAUUUCGCUCAAUUCAGCUAGAUCAGUUCUUGAUCACUUGCAGGGAGAUGACUUACACGUGAGUUGCUAUUAUAUUGAUUGCAAUCUCAAUGCAUAUGCAAUUUCUUCUGCUCAGGUAUAUUCCAACACCCCUAAUGAUUUUGAUUUUAAACUUGAAAGCCUUGCCCAAAGUUUCCAGACUUUGGAUGACUUGGCAAAGCAUCUUGCUACAGCUGUGGACAUAGUAUUUCCAGUUAUACAUGGUCAAUUUGGUGAAGAUGGUGGCGUUCAGGAAUUGCUGGAAAAGUAUAAUGUUCCAUUUGUUGGCACAGGAUCAAAUGAAUGCCGCCAAGCAUUUGACAAGCAUAAAGCAUCAUUGGAGCUUCGGAAGCUUGGAUUUAUAACAGUACCCAGUUUCUUGGUUCAGGGGCAUGAAACAAACAAAUCAGAACUAUCAGAAUGGUUUAUAAAGCACCAGAUAGACCCUAACUCGGGGAAAGUUGUGGUAAAACCAACAAGAGGAGGGUCAAGCAUUGGUGUUAGAGUUGCAUAUGGUGUGAAUGAUUCUCUUGUAAAAGCCAAUGAAAUUAUGUCUGAGGGAAUUGACAAUAAAGUGCUAAUAGAAAUAUUUCUUGAAGGAGGGAGUGAGUUUACAGCCAUUGUCCUUGAUGUAGGAUCUGGUUCAGAUCAUUGUCCUGUUGUACUACUUCCAACUGAGGUAGAGCUUCAAUUCCGUGGUGCAAAUGAUGUGAAAGAGAAUGAUGCGAUAUUUAAUUACCGCAGGAAGUACCUUCCAACUCAACAGGUUGCUUAUCACACUCCACCACGGUUUCCUUUGGAUGUAAUUGAGAAUAUUCGCAAAGGAGCAUCUCUGUUAUUUCAAUGGCUAGGCCUGCAAGAUUUUGCACGAAUUGAUGGAUGGUAUUUGCCAAAUUCAGGUUCCAAGUUCUCAGCAUCUUCAGAAAGUGAGUUUGGAAGGACUGAAUCUGGUGCCAUAAUAUUCACUGACAUUAACCUGAUCAGCGGUAUGGAACAAACCAGUUUUCUUUUCCAGCAAGCUUCUAAGGCUAUUUAUGUUAUUCAGGUUGGUUUUUCUCAUACAAACAUACUUAGAAGCAUCAUUCAUCAUGCUUGCUUGCGAUUUCCAAAUCUUGCAUCAAUUAGUCGUAUAUCAGGUCAGCUGCCAAGCAGGUCAAAAUCCUUACCGCUUAACAAGUCAUUUUCUCUCCAUGAGGGAGCUCGAAAAGUUUUUGUCAUUUUUGGAGGUGACACAUCAGAACGGCAAGUAUCUCUUAUGAGUGGUACAAAUGUCUGGCUCAAUUUGCUAGCCUUCCAUGAUCUUGAGGUAAUGCCAUGUUUGCUUUCCCCUACAAGUGAGUGUGCUUCAAGUGCUGAUAUUGGAAAGAAGGCCGAUGACGUAAUGAAUAGAACAGUUUGGUCAUUACCUUAUUCUCUUGUGCUACGACAUACUACUGAGGAGGUACUGGAUGCAUGCGUGGAAGCAAUUGAGCCAGAACGAGCUGCAAUAACAUCUAACCUACGGAAGAAAGUUAUGAAUGAUCUUAUGGAGGGUUUGAAGGACCACAACUGGUUUACAGGGUUUGAUAUUGCUGAUGAUGUGCCUGUGAAAUUUUCGUUAAGACAGUGGAUCAAGCUAGCCAAGGAAGUCCAGGCAACAGUUUUUAUUGCAGUGCAUGGAGGCAUUGGAGAAGAUGGUACACUUCAAUCUUUGCUGGAUGCUGAAGGUGUUCCCUACCCAGGUCCUGGUGCAAUGGCAUCAAAGACUUGUAUGGACAAAGUUGCAACCUCUGUGGCUUUAAAACAUCUUGCAAACUCGGGAGUUCUUACCAUAAAUAAGGAUGUCAGGAAAAAAGCUGACCUCUUUAAUAAGCCCGUAAAUGAUACAUGGCAUGACCUCACCUGGAAGCUACAGUGCCAAACAUUGUGUGUCAAACCAGCAAAAGAUGGAUGCUCAACUGGGGUGGCAAGACUAUGCUGUUCUGAAGACCUUGCAAUAUAUGUCAAAGCUCUGGAGGACUGUCUACUAAGAAUUCCUCCAAAUAGCUUAUCAAAGGCACAUGGUAUGAUUGAGAUGCCAAACCCUCCUCCAGAACACUUGAUCUUUGAACCUUUCAUAGAGACGGAUGAAAUAAUUGUGACAUCCAAAUUUGAGGAUUCGAGUGGUCAUGGCCUCACGUGGAAAGGGCACAGCAGAUGGGUGGAAAUAACAGUUGGUGUCAUAGGAAAACGUGGAUCGAUGUACUCACUUAGUCCCAGUGUAACUGUCAAGGAAUCUGGCGACAUUUUGUCACUAGAGGAGAAGUUCCAAGGUGGGACUGGCAUCAAUCUGACUCCGCCUCCCCUGUCAAUUAUGAGUGAGAAUGCUUUGAACAGAUGUAAACAGCAUAUUGAACUGAUUGCAAACACACUACAAUUGGAAGGAUUUUCACGUAUUGAUGCAUUUGUCAAUGUUGACAGCGGAGAGGAGAAGAAUUUGGGAAGGUUGAAAGUUGAGUGCAACACGUUUAUACUAAACAGCAAUGAAUGAGAUAAAACAUUUCCAAUAUGUUUCUAAUUUAUUUCCUGUCUAUUUUCUAUCUACUUAAACAAGCAUAGCAUUGGUAUAAGAUUUGCAUUUUGUCCUCAAAAUGUAUUUCAAGGUUCUUAGAAUGAUUAAAAAAACUGUUGAUGUUGUUGGGGAUAUUUUUUUGGUAUUUGUCUGAGGGGAUAUUUAUAUUAAGAGAAGAGUUAUAACUUUGUUAUUUUUAUAAAGUUAUUUCACACAUAAUUUCAUAAUAGUUAGAUAUUGUCUGCUUUGAGAUUAAGCAGAUAUUUAUAUCAAGAGGAAAGUUAUAAUUUUGUUAUUUUUAUAGGUUAUUUCACACACAACUCUAUAAUGGUGAAAUAUUAUCCACUUUGGGACUAAGUUCUCAUGGUUUUGUUAUUGAUUAUCACCCAAAAUGUCUCUUAACCAUUGAAAUAUGUGUAUGUUUUAUAAACUAUUAUUUCUUUUCUUAUUUUCUUAAUGUGAUAUCUUGUUUAUAUCUCAGUAGAUGUAUAUUCUAAAGUAUCACAUUCUUUGAUUAUGAAGAUGGCUUUAUUAAUAUUCCUAUAAUAAAUUUUUAAUUGUUAACCAUUCUCCAUUUUUCAGCUGAAAUAUGCUGAUCUGCUAGUAUGCUGACUACACAUCCUUGUUUCAGUGCAUAGAAGUUUAUUGAGAGUCUGCUUAAUAGAAUGUCAUCAUCAAUUCAUUGGAAUGAAAAUAAUAAAAUUCUCAUACAGGAAUUCUGUUAAAAUGACUAAUCAUCAUCUUAUUCCUAUACUU
Molecule: messenger RNA, 3665 nt
Organism: Cajanus cajan (pigeon pea)
Lineage: Eukaryota; Viridiplantae; Streptophyta; Magnoliopsida; Fabales; Fabaceae
Source: RefSeq, a predicted model, not a curated record